AUUUCUUCAGAGAGUGCAGCCUUUGCGAUGCAAACCUGACCCAUGCUGCGCCCUCCGCUCAGGGGAUGGCCAAGGUCCAGGAUGGACACAUAUACGCAUGUGACAGCUCUGCGAUGUUAGAGGAGGUCCAAGAUGGUAUGGACAGCGGUACCCUAAGUCCUGCCACAGCUCGACAGGUCACCAUCCAGCGACACCCAACUCAAGGCUUCGGCUUCAUCGCAGGCAGCCAAAGACCCGUCAUUGUACGCUCAGUCUCUGCCGACGGACCCUCCUUUGGUAAGCUUCUCCCCGGAGAUCAGAUCUUGGCCAUUAACGAGGAGACGGUGAGCGACGCGCCCCGAGAGAGAGUCAUAGACCUUGUAAGACGCUGCAAAGACUCCAUUGUUCUCACUGUGCUGCAGCCACAUCAGUCACCAAAGUCCGCCUUCAUAAGUGCAGCCAAAAAGGCUCGUCUACGAACGAACCCGCCUAAAGUGCGUUUUUCAGAGCAAGUGUCCAUCAGCGAUCCAGACUCAACAAUGCUGAAGGACGAAUCUUUGCUUCUCAUACCCAACGUGUUGAAGGUCUUUUUGGAGAAUGGGCAGAUUAAGUCCUUUACCUUCGAUAGCCGUACAACUGUGAGAGAUGUGAUCUCCUCCCUGCAGGACCGCCUCUCACUGCGCUACAUUGAGCACUUUGCCUUGGUGCUGGAGGCAGGCGGUCUCGACCAGAAUCCAAAGUUGCAUCUGCUGCAGGAGAACCAGCCCCUGACGCACGUGGUGCAUAGAACCUAUUUCCAAGGAAUGAAGUGUUUGUUUCGCAUCUGCUUCUUCCCCAAGGACCCUGCAGACCUGCUGAGGAGGGACCCUGCUGCAUUUGAGUACCUCUACAUUCAGAAUCGCAAUGAUGUAAUCAAGGAACGCUUCAGUAUGGAUUGGAAAUCUGACAUCACAUUACGACUGGCCGCACUCCAUAUCUACAUCACUGUGUCCUCGGCAAGGCCCAAUCAGAAGAUUUCUCUCAAGCAUGUGGAAAAGGAGUGGGGACUUGAGCCUUUCCUUCCCCUCACACUGCUUCCAACAGUCAAGGAGAAGAAUGUGUGCAAGAUUCUGUCACAGCUGUUGAAGACCUACCAGCAUCCACCACCAUCGGGCAACAAGGUGCCUCCUCUCCAGGGAAAGCUGCAGUACAUGCGUGUACUCAAUGACCUCCCACCCUUUGGGGGAAUACUGUUCAACACAGUUGAAAUGGAUGAAAAACAAUCAGCCACAAAUCUUCUGGUUGGUCCUCGACAUGGAAUCAGCCAUGUGAUUGAUCUGAAAAACAACCUGACUACCGUUCUGACAGAGUUUAGUAGGAUAUCCAAGAUCCAGCUCUAUCGAGAGACCCAAGGAGUGGCACGUGUGGAGGUGUCAAUCCACGAUGGAAAGCCGCUUGUGCUACUCAUGGAAUGGCCUGAUGCCAGUAACUUUGCCUGCCUCAUCUCUGGAUACUACAAACUGUUUGUAGACCCAAAAAGGAACAUUUACUUCAGGAUCCCUGGUCAGUCUCAUAUGACCAAGGCAGAUUACAGAAGCUCCCACCAUUCACACCCGCGCUCUGGGGCAACCGGAUUACCAAGUGGAGGGCGAAGAGGGGAUGAGAGAGAAAACUCGCACAGAGAUACAGGGUCUUCCAGGGCCGUAGCCCCUGCAGAGUCUCAACAUCUAGGUCUGUGUCAUUUCCACCUUCAGGAACAACAACAGUUUCAGGAGCUCCAAGCACACCCUGAAGCUGAACUUGACAUCAAUGAGAACUUUAUUUCCCAGGAGGCCCCUGGGCGGCCCCGCACCAAGUCAGAGCCAACGCAACAGAGUACCGAGGAUAUUGCUGGGGUUUCAGUGAACCCCCCAGUAGAUAAUGCAGGAUUUAGAGUCCGAGCUCAAACAUUGGCUCAGACGCAGAAAGCACCACGGUUCUUCUGUGACUCCUGCAAAGACAGGCAGCGGAAUGGAGAUUUGUCAACAGCUGGGAACAGUGGUCGAAGCUCAGGAAAAGUGUGCUCUAGUGCUUGUGCUUCUCGAAAUGGAGGUAGCGUUGACCUCAUGGCCCUGCCGCCCCCUGGGAAUGAGGACGACGAUGAAGAGGAGCCACCCGUUGAAGGCGAAAAGCUGCAGCUACCACCACCUGCGAUUGCUGCCCCACCACCUGGCUUUAGAGACAACAGCUCUGAUGAGGAUGACUCAAAGAGAGGAAGGAAGGCUCGAACCAGCGGCAACACAGCAAUUACCAGUGGGAAACAGCGCCAAACUAAAGAAGCCGUGCCUGUGACACUAAUUGAUAACGUGGCUACAAGAACAGUUCGAGAUCAUGCACAGGAACUUGACGAUGCUUUGGUGUCCACCUUACAGGCUCUAGAGGCUUUGGCAGCUUCUGAGGAGUAUCCCCAUCCCCACCAACAGCCAACACAGACUGCAGGGCUCAUCGUAUUGGCUGCUAUUACACCAGAGUCAUCGUUGGACUCAGGCCAUGAGACCAAUUCUUCUGAACUGACAGAUGUUUCUGAGAUGGUUUCAGCGAUGAAGCAGAAUCAAAACCAGGCUUACCUGUUAACACAUCAUAUAAACAAGGAAAGUCGCCUCUGCCGCCGCGACUUUCCUUUGGCAAUCCCUGGAUGCACAGCAAAGACAAUAGGGACAGGGGCAUUUUCUGUGGGUCAGAUACGUGCUGGAUGUCCACCCAAGCAAGUAAUUCUCAGCAAGACUGUACCCUUCAAAGUCGACCCUUGUCAAGACUCUGGAAUUGUUGGUGUUGUGAGGGAGCAUAGAAGCAAUCAAGAUACUAUUCAGAAUGAACAGACACUUGAAUUAAAUGCAAACUUUGAUUCUACUAAAGCAAACAUUCAUAAUCCUACAUCUAAACCAGCUGAAGAACUUAAAGUGUCUGAGGUUUCGCUUUCAGCACAAGUCACUAAAGAUCCAAAGUCGUCCAGUGUCACUGGGGAUAUUCAAAGGCUAAAUCUUCCUGAUGGCGUAAAGGAGAAGACAACACCACCUCUUAAUACAGACAAAGCCUUAUCUGUUCUAUUACCUGUGGACAGAACUGCCUCAGCCAAGACUCCCCUGACUAAUAUGUGCCAAGACGCCGAGACUGCCUCUAGCGAGACCAGUAAGCCUUCCAGCUCGACAGAAUUUCUGUCAGUUAAUGAUCUUUUCUGCACAUGCCCGGUGCAACAGGGACCCGGGCCUCAGUUGAGAAUCAAAGAUGCACAGGUUCAGAAGGUAGUAGUGUUUCAAUCCUCAUCCCCUACUGAUGAUGAGCAUCUACGAGCAAAAGGACUCUUCUUGGCUAACAACAAAGAAAAUGCCAUAAAAAUGGCAGCAGAAUGUAAUUUGGCAAAACCAAGUCCUAAAGUGCAGAUCAACUAUUCUCCUAAUUUGCCUCUAAAAGCAGAGAGAAAAGAUGAAGCCGAUAGCAUGACAGAUGUUGUCCCUGGUAAAUCCCACUCCGAGCCACAGAUAUGUGUCACAAAAUCAUUACCUAAUUUAGAGGAUAACACACCAAUAUCCUCUUUAGAUAAGGUAUAUACUCUGCCAGCGAGAGAAUCAAAGAAAGUGGGCAGUUUAAAGGGGAAAUCCCAGCGCAGUGCCCCUUUUUUGAGCAUUAGAAAUUUACUUUCAGCAACGUUUCCGGCAAGAAUGAGGAGGGAAACAGAUGAGCGAAGGGCUCAACUGCAAAAGGUUCGUCAGUACGAGUUGGAGUUCUUAGAAGAGCUGCUGAAACCCAAGUCCUCACAGGGAGAAUUUUUGCCCCAAGGAUCCUCACCUGUGCCCUCAGGGACUCCUUGUGCAUGUCAGCUACGCAACAGCCCUGUCCUAAAAGCACCAGGUAUCUCCAGGGAGCAGAGACGUAGCUGUGACUGUAAGAGAAUGUGUAGAGGUAUGAGGUUACCUGAUACGCCAGUUGGCUCCAUGACAGAAACGCAGAACAGAGGCAGGGAGAGAACUACAGCAAAUACCCCUCCCACGGUCACCAAAGCACCUCAUAGUGAAGGUGCUACAAGGAGAUCUCAGAAUUUGGAAGUCAAGACUGCACGAAUACGUUCCAUCAGCCUUGAAUCAAGGGAGCCAAGGGGAGAGCAGGGCUCCUGCUUGCCAACUGGUACCUCACAAACAGACUACGUGGAGGAACCACAAAAACUCCAGAGGCGAUAUAGCAUUGGAGAGCUCGAUAACAAUACUAACACUCCGGUUUAUGCUGAGGUGAAGCCCAAAACCAAAAGUCUUGAGAAAGAGAUGGAGAGAGUGAGGGCCACAGGAUUGAGGCUGCCGACCCCAGUGGAGCCAAUUCAUACACAAUCUCUUCAGCCGGACGGGAAGGGGAAAAAGAGUGUGUUUUUUAUACAGAGCAAUGAGUUAUUGUGUGAGAAUAAAGGAGAGACCGCGGAGGUUCUGCUGACCUUGCCCAGCGAAGACAGCGACGACAGGGACAAAUGCUGCUCAUUCUGUUUCUGCUACAGGAAAUGUGAGGCAGCAGAUGAGAGCAGUGAGAAGGACGAGUUAUCCUACUCCAUUCCCCUUCAGGUUCUUCCAGGUAUGGAGCUGGACUCAAGUACCUUCCCUGUUGUUAGCAAAACCCUCCAGGUUCUUAAUGCAGAGGACUGCAGUGUAGAAGAAGACACAGAGAAAGAGCCGCAUGCACAAGAGAUUGACCUUAGAGCAUGUGGUACACUGGAGGGGAGCCUGGCACGGGUCCAGACCCUACAGGGGAAAUCCUUCAGCCUGCCUGAUGGCUUCCUAAACGCCCAGUUGGAUGCAAAUGAGUUAUUAGCUAUCCUGCGUCAGUGUGCAAACAGCCCACAAGCUGAGGGUGAGGCUCGUCUUCAACCCUCACGGAUUACAGAGUACAAACAGGAGCUGGCGGUGCGCUUCAAAGAAUUCCGAGCAUCUUGUCGAAGAGUGGCGAGUGUGGAAAAAAGCCCGACUUGUAUGCUCGCCGUUGUCACAGCCAGCUUUCAAGUGUUGUGCGAAUUAACGCAGACCUUCAUUAAACUGGUCCGAGGGGUUCGCACAGAAACUCAAAGACAGCAGCUGUUGAGGAAAGUGGAGGAAGUCGCUAUUAACUACACUUUGCUUCUCCGCGCAGCGGAGGAAUCGAUGGGACAUUCAAGCAGCCUGCCAACGAAAACAGUGAGCCCUCAAGUGUCCUCCAACACCAACAACAUGAGCUCACUCACCCGACCCAUCAAAGUGCUUUCUGCCCAAUAAGGAGAACUUUGGCGGGAUUGUGAACAAAACCAACUUACGCGCAUUAAUUAUUUAUUUAUUGUUUACAUUUUUACUGAAUGUGAAAUGGAUACUCAAUGCAGCUGUUCCAUCCCAUGUUUACAGGCCCUGAGGUAGCCUUGUGGAUAUUGCUCUGAAAUGUAAAGAUUCACCAAACCAAUGCACAAGUGAACAGAACCCCAAAAAAGACUGGGUGAUACAGGGCUAAUCACCUCAUCAGUAUAUUAUCAAAACAAAUAAUUCAAUAUCGUAUAUUUUAUAUGUAGUAUAGAUUUGAGUUGUGUCUACCUAGAAAAUGUUUAAAAAAUUGUGAAGAAAAAGAGUGAUAAAUAUAUUUAAAGAGAAUUAUUAAGAUAAUAAAUAUAUGCUCUGGACAUUAAAGAGAAUUGGUCAAGUAGCGACUGCUGUAAAGUGCAUAGUUUAAAGCAAUGGUUGGUGACUAUGUCGAUACGUGGAACUAAAUGUUGUAAUGAAGAAAUUUCUGUUGGCUAUGUCGGACAUAUUUAAGACAUCAGCGCCAGUGUUGGAUAAUAAAAACCGCUCAAAGCCAAGCGCAACUUAUUAAACUUAGUCAUGCUGACCCUAUUGGUAUGCACUGGGUAUCAUGUAGCAGAGACCCAAGUAACACUUUUAUCCUCUGUACUAUACCAUCCUGUAGAGAAAGAACGCCCACACUGCACCCAAAUACAAAAUAUGUGUUAACACCAUCUUGCUUCACAAUGCCACUUGCAUCUCACUAUUCAUAAAUUAAAUGAUAAAUGGGUUAUACUUGUAUAGCGCUUUUCUACCUUCAAGGUACUCAAAGCGCUUUGACAGUAUUUCCACAUUCACCCAUUCACACACACAUUCACACACUGAUGGAGGGAGCUGCCAUGCAAGGCGCUACCAGCACCCAUCAGGAGCAAGGGUGAAGUGUCUUGCCCAAGGACACAACGGACGUGACUAGGAUGGUAGAAGGUGGGGAUUGAACCCCAGUAACCAGCAACCCUCCGAUUGCUGGCACGGCCACUCUACCAACUUCGCCACGCUGUCCCCAUGUCAUGUGCACAAUAAGGCAGUUUUUUUUUGUAAAUGGACAAUCCAGACGCAAUUAAAACAUGAAGAGAAAGAAGGUGCACCAUGGCCCUAGAAAUGCUUAAUAUGUGAAUUUGGUUGUAUGUAAACAAGCAAAAGGGACAUGAUGGUGUGCUCCCAUAUAGCGCAAAAUACUACAUACUGUAAAAGAUGCUAUAGUUUUAAGUACACUCAUCCAACAGCAAUGAAAUAAGCUUACUCUUCAAAUUUCACACAGCUUCCGGAUUUAGAACUGAAGUUGAAAUAAUGUGUAAUUCAGUGUUUUUUCCCCAUCUUUCAACCAUGAGUUUGACAUCAUUCUCAUAUCUAAAGCCUUCAUAGGAUCCUGUGUCAUGUUAGGUUGUCAUCAGGCGCACUAUCAAUUUGCUUUCUGUGUGCUUUUGUACAUUGUGCAAUCUAGGACAUAUAUAAGAAACACACAAAGUAGUUUUAUAUGUAUUUUAAUAAAACUAACACAUCAGCCUCCUGUCUGAAGUCUUUGUGUCACACCCGCUAUCAGAAAUGGAAAAAAAAAAAAAAAAAAAGAUGCUUUCACACUUGUGAAUAUGUGAACUGGCCCAUUUUCUAUGAUUGAAAAAAAAGAAUAAAUUAUAUGAAAUGCUGAUUACAUCACUGUAUCUUUUCUUUCUAGUACAGUAAAUACAUCUCAAAUUAAAUUCUACCAAAAAUGUCCCAUGAAUCAUAAAUUCUACCAAUAUUUCCCAUAAAUCAUUUGGGGUGCUUGAUUGUGCCAUUUUUAGAUGUGACUGUGAC
Messenger RNA from Entelurus aequoreus (snake pipefish), 7070 nucleotides. RefSeq names its product FERM and PDZ domain-containing protein 3-like. Gene Ontology annotation, cellular component: cytoskeleton. The record is from RefSeq and is a predicted model, not a curated record. The transcript has 15 exons. Bases 66 to 5225 code for a protein of 1719 amino acids. NCBI's taxonomy places the organism in Eukaryota, Metazoa, Chordata, Actinopteri, Syngnathiformes, Syngnathidae. Gene Ontology annotation, molecular function: protein binding.